AUGAAAACCAAGAGUAUAAGUCUUAGUUUUACUGUACUAAAGGGUUAGAAUAAUCUGUAAAAUGCAAGCGACUUUCUGCAUUAAUACAAGAUCUAUUACAUCAGCAUCUGUUACGAUUUUCAUUAUAUCACUGCACUAAUUUUAUUCCUUGGCUAACAAGAUAAGAAUGUUUCUCCAAUGCAUUUUAAUUUUUAUGUAGCAUAAAUUGUAUGGACCAAGCCAAUGUGCCCAGCAGUGCUUAAGGAGAUCGGUUACAUUCCUAGAGCGGAUUUUCGAUGGGUCAAAACUAAUUCUACCGGAUUUAUUAAAAAUUGA
Molecule: messenger RNA, 315 nt
Organism: Stylonychia lemnae
Lineage: Eukaryota; Ciliophora; Spirotrichea; Sporadotrichida; Oxytrichidae
Source: the annotation of a GenBank genome assembly